Hylaeus volcanicus is the source of this 1183-nucleotide messenger RNA. RefSeq lists its product as uncharacterized. Lineage: Eukaryota; Metazoa; Arthropoda; Insecta; Hymenoptera; Colletidae. The record is from RefSeq and is a predicted model, not a curated record. The transcript is spliced from 4 exons. Bases 268 to 1011 code for a protein of 247 amino acids.
UUAUUCUUGAAUAGUAUAUUUAUUUAAUAAUAAAAUAAUUUAUAUUAUACGGCUGCAUUUAUUUAAUGUUCAAACUAUGGAUAAUUCCAAUUUUCCUUAUUCAUUUUAUAAUGAUUUUCAGUGGGAAUAUACAUACAUACAUAGAUAUGUAACGUAGUUAUAUGUAUAGUUUACAAGAUAGUUGGACGUGACGAGAAAUUGACCAUAUUUAUUCGUGAAUUUCGAUUUGUUCAAUCAUAUUUGUUUAUUUCGUUAUUCUUUCUAAAGAUGGAUGUAAUGCACUGGAAUUUGGAGCAACGAUGCUUAGAAAGUACAUUAUCGCUAAAAGACUUACGAGCGAAAUUAUUUCCUGGAAAUGAUCGAAAAUUUGAUCGUGCACCAGUCAUAAGCGAAGACAAAUAUACUCCAAAAACUUUAGAAGGUUAUUGGUUUGAGCGUAGAGCAGUUUAUAUACCUGAAUAUGUCGAGUGGAAAAGUAUUUACGAUACAGAUUACAAAGCUCAUAUUAAUAAAACUUGGAAGGAGAAUCAAAUUGCAAAAUGGGAUAACAAACUUGAGCUCGAGGGUAUGUCUCGAGAGAAAUUAUUGGGUCUGAAAAAGCAAUAUUAUAGCAACAUGACGACAACUUAUGAUUUGUCGUAUAAUAUUUUACCAAAGGGUCUUAAAGGGCCUAGAAAUAGAUCGUAUCAUGCAAGACAAAGAAAAUGGAUUCCAGAACUAGAUCUGACAAAAAGUUAUGGUAAUUUGACACAAUUUGGAUUAAAGGAUGCAAUGGAGGAAGAAAUAUAUAAAAAUUCAGAGGAUGGGAUAGCUGAGUGUCGAUGGCAGACUACUUAUAGAGAAGAAAUUGGCCAACUAACGCCAGUAAAUGUUGAACGAAAUACCCGAUUCAACAGACGUAUAGUGGACUUUAAUGUACCAGAUCUUAAACAUUUCGAACAGAAAUCGUCAGAUAUCGAACGUUGUUUACUUUCGUUUAAAGCUACAAAUUCCAAAUCGAAUGUAAAAUAGAACAACAGGGAGGACAAUGAGAGCCAGGGGAAUAGGGGAAGGGUUAACGAAAAGGGCGGGAGGGGAGCUGUGCGGGGGGUUUUGGACAGCGAGACGUAAAUUAAAUUCAUUGUAAGAACGAAAUAAGAAAUUAUAAAUCAAUAAAAUUGUGAUAUAUCAGAUAAAGAUAUAU